Molecule: messenger RNA, 2530 nt
Organism: Hemibagrus wyckioides
Lineage: Eukaryota; Metazoa; Chordata; Actinopteri; Siluriformes; Bagridae
Gene: tpd52l2b
Product: tpd52 like 2b
Exons: 9
Coding region: 221-898 (225 amino acids)
Cellular component (GO): cytoplasm
Source: RefSeq, a predicted model, not a curated record
AGAGGGAAUAGUCCCUGAGCUGAGCUGGCUGCUUACGGCUGCUGCUAGUGGUGACUUUUGUUAUUGGAUUUCUGUUUUCGAAUGUUAGCGACGAUAGAGGAUUAGCUAUUCGAUCGAACACAUUUAGUUUUAAUACGAUAAACUCCAUCAACAAGCAGUUGUCUUAGACUCGUUUUACGGGCACGGUCUCCUUUUCUUUUUAAUUUGCUGCUCCGACGCCAUGGAUUCCGCCAGUCAAGACAUCAAUCUGAACUCUCCAAAUAAAGGCCUUGGCUCAGGCUCUCUAUCAGACAUGCCAGCAGAGAUUGGUGCGUCUGCUGGGAGUCCAGUAACACUUCCUCCAGGACUAACAGAGGAAGAGGCAGAAGAACUAAAGACUGAACUCACCAAGGUGGAGGAGGAGAUUCAGACUCUGCGGCAGGUACUCAUGGCCAAAGAGCGCCACGCGUCCGAACUGAAGCGCAAACUUGGUCUCAGCCCUCUGAGCGAACUCAAACAGAACAUCACCAAAGGCUGGCAGGACGUGCAGACCUCGAACGCAUAUCUUUCAGCCUCUGCCACUCUGGAUGACAUUGCCAACUCUGAAGUGUACAAGAAGACUCAGGAAACACUGUCUCAGGCAGGACAGAAGACCUCAGCAGCCUUCUCCACCGUGGGCUCUGCUAUCAGUAGAAAACUAGGAGACAUGAGAGCGCUGCCUUUCUCUAACUCCUUUGGUAGCAACUACUCCAUUCGCCAUUCGAUAAGUAUGCCAGCUAUGAGGAACUCAACAACUUUCAAAUCAUUUGAGGACAAAGUUGGAAAUCUAAAGUCUAAGGUGGUUGGAGGGAGCGGCAACGGCAAUGGCCUCCAGUCUCCGACCGAGUCGAACCCUGUGCAGGAGAACGCACCGUUCUGAGCCUCUACACUCCCAAACGAACACUCAUCUCAUCUCUUAGUGAAGCCUGACCUGCUAUAGCCACCAUCACUUCUCUUCAUCUCUAUCUCUCUAUCAAUCAGCCUCUUCCUCUCUCUCUCUCUCUCUCUCUCUCUCUCUCUCUCUUCCUCUCUCUCUCCUUCCUCCAGCUCCUCUUUCCACCUAAACCUUGCAUGUGCUUGUCUCACCUCUCCACAGCUUACGUGACACGGACUCAUCACAAAAAAAAAAAUUGUACAAAACAAAAGAGAUAAUAACGUUCCAACCAUUUUGUAUUCGAAAGUAUUUUACACUGCUUUGCAUAAUGUUUUUACAUAACGUGUAUAUAUAUAUAUAUAUAUAUAUAUAUAUAUAUAUAUAUAUAUAUAUAUAUAUAUAUAUAUAUAUAUAUAUACAUGUGUCUAUAUAUAAGUAUAAAGACUACAAAUAAUUAUAUUUAAACUUUACUGCCAAGCAGCAUUCAUCAGAAAGGGGAAAGGAGCAGAAACCUGGAGAGAGAGAGAGAGAGAGGGCUGCUGUUUGAAAUACUCCCACAUUGAGAACGUGCUGCAGUUUUCUACGCUGCUCUUCAUUAAUUUGAGGACUUUUUUACUCCGAGUACAACGUGAAGCCACGCUUUACAGUACAUCUGGUGAAUGUCUAAUCCUUUGUCUGCCUUACACUAUCACUCUUGUUGAUUUUUUUGUUGUUUUUUUUUUUGCUGGGCAAAGCAAGCCGCGUUAAGGUUCUUCUCUCUUUUUAUUCCCUUGUCCUCUUUAUUUUUUUUUUUGGUUUCCCGUGUCGAUCUGGAGUACCGGACUCGUUUUUUUGUUUCCGUCGUUAUUUACGCCUCGCCUUUUGCUUUGUUCCGGCGCUUUGUGCCAGCAAACCGAGGCCAUUUCGAAGACCUUCUGCUGUUGAAACGAAGAGCUAUAUCACCAACUCGCACUCACACUUAAUUACUGUGUUAGAAAAAUCGCUCUUGAAUAUAGCUCUUGCUUUAUCCUGCACUACCCCGAUGUGGAACACACUGACUCAGACCAGUGGGGUUUUUUAAUUGACAUUAGACUGCAUACUUGUCUGAUUUGUUUGCUAGCACAGUCACUUUGCAUUUCAAAACCAAUCAUUGGCCAAGUCUCUUUUUCAUUUCUUUUUUUUUUUUGUGUGUGCAUGUGCGUCAAUUGUUAAUCAUUAUUAUUUUGCAUUAUUUCAUAAUUUUUUUUUAAAGGUGUCAAUAGGUUCAACGAUUUCAGUAAUAUGCUAUACAUUAUUAUCCUAGACUGAGCUAGAAUCUGAGGGAUUUACUAUAUCUAUAUGACAGAAAUAUGUACAGCUACGCUGCCAGUAACACACAGCAGAUGUAUUGAGAUUCAUCAAUGACGUAUCAAUGAGUUUUUAAAGGUGUAUAACUUCGAGCGAGAAAAACGAUAUAUAUCCCUUAAGCUGCGUAGGUGUGAAUGGUACCAGCGGUUGUAGAGCGCCUGAGCACAAUAUAGCUUUAAAAUCUGAGAUUGUAGCUCAGCUUUACAGAACGAGAGGAUCUAGGGGCUACUUGGGAGGAAUUUGGUGUGAUUACUCAUUUAUGUUAAUGUCAGUGUAUGUUCUGUUUAUCAAUAAAGCAUUCCUUCAAAUAUG